Zingiber officinale is the source of this 1728-nucleotide messenger RNA. RefSeq names its product pentatricopeptide repeat-containing protein At5g66500, mitochondrial-like. Gene Ontology annotation, biological process: RNA modification. The coding region runs from base 50 to 1525 and encodes 491 amino acids. Gene Ontology annotation, molecular function: protein binding; RNA binding. The transcript has a single exon. The record is from RefSeq and is a predicted model, not a curated record. NCBI's taxonomy places the organism in Eukaryota, Viridiplantae, Streptophyta, Magnoliopsida, Zingiberales, Zingiberaceae.
UAUCGAAUAAGUGGUUCGCUUUUGUAGAGUAGUCUUCGAUUUUGUGUGCAUGAAGAAGGGUUCUGGUUCUGCGGUCUCCCGCCUCCUCUCGCCUUCUUCCCUUCCGCACGGUGCUCACCAACUCGAAUCCCUCCGCCUUUUUCUCAGUCGCGCGCAGCGCCGAUGCGCCGCCCUCUCCGCCGAUGCGUUCCCACCCUUCCUCGCCGCUUGCCGCUCCUUCCCCUCCCUUGCCCGCCAAAUCCACGCCCUCGCGCUCAAGUCCGCCGCCGACCUCCACCCCGCCACCGCCACCGCCCUCCUGGAUCUCUACGGCAGACGCGGCCUCCUCCGCGACGCCCUCCGCGUGUUCGACGAAAUGCCCCUCCGGGACCCGAUCGCCUGGAACGCCCUCCUCUCCUGCUUCCUCCGCCAAGGCCUCGCCGCCGACGCCCUCUCGACCUUCCGCAGAAUGACGGAGGACGGAGUCGCAUUCACCGGCGUCACGCUGUCCGCCGCCCUGAAAGCUUGCGCAUCGCUUCGCGCGGUUCGGCUGGGCAAGCAGAUCCACGCUCGGGCUAUCCGCGAAGGCGAUGACUCCCUCAUCACGUCCACCUCUCUCAUCGACUUCUACUCUGCCUGCGGCUUGAUUCAGAACGCGUUCGAUGUGUUCGCCGGAGUCGAUUGCGACAAGGACGCUGCCAUCCACAAUUCUUUGAUCAGUGCGUGCGUCAAGAACAGGCGGUUCGAGGAAGCAUUCUCGAUUUUAGGAUCGGCGACGCCCAAUGCAGUCGCGCUCACUUGUGCUUUCUCUGUAUGCUCUCGGUCUUCAAAUCCGCACUACGGAAAGCAGGCGCAUUGUGCAGCAAUCCGUCACGGAUUCGAUUCCGAUACCACCUUGUGCAAUGCGAUCGUGGAUAUGUACGCCAAGUGUGGGGAACUAUCUUCUGCCCGUCUCGCCUUCGAACGGAUUCAUCGCAAGAACGUCGUUUCCUGGACGAGCAUCAUCGAAGCCUAUGGCAGUCAUGGGCACGGUGUCGAAGCUUGGAACUUGUUUAAGAAGAUGGAAGAGGAAGAAUCGAGCAAUGGACUUUCGCCGAAUGCCGUCACGUUCCUUUCGGUUUUGUCUGCCUGUGGACACUCAGGCUUGGUGGACGAAGGGCGGGAGAGCUUCUUCGCGAUGAGAAACAAGUACGGGAUCGAUCCAGGACCCGAGCAUUGUUCUAGUUUCAUCGACCUGUUAGGUCGGGCAGGUCGAAUCGAGGAGGUAUGGCAUCUUUAUGGCGAACUAAGGAGGAGGAGUUCGAAGAAGCUCACGAAUGCUGUCUGUGUAGCUAUGCUGAAUGCUUGCAGAGCUAGCAUGGAUUUAGCGAGAGGCGAGCAGGUGGCCGAGCAUCUUCUAGAGUUAGGUGACAGUAAUCCUGCAAGUUACAUACUUCUCUCGAACUUUUAUGCUGCUGCCGGGAAGUGGGAGAGAGCGGAGAGCUUAAGAAGGGCGAUGAGGAAUAGACAGUUGAAAAAGGAGGUAGGCAAUAGCCAGUUUGUUUGAUGUCAUGAGUUGCAGUUGAAAUCGGAUGAUGGCUAGAUCUUAUUUUAAUUGUAUUUCUAGUCGGUUUAAUGUUUUUUUAAUCUUUGUACUUGUAGCUAUAGUAUAGCUGGAAGUAAAUGUAAUGUCACAUUCUAUAGCAUUUCAGAAUCAUGCAGACCCGGUGCAAUUGAGGUUUUCAACUCAUCUUAAAUCAAGUAACUUCG